Molecule: messenger RNA, 4746 nt
Organism: Aspergillus affinis
Lineage: Eukaryota; Fungi; Ascomycota; Eurotiomycetes; Eurotiales; Aspergillaceae
Product: pentafunctional protein ARO1
Exons: 2
Coding region: 1-4746 (1581 amino acids)
Biological process (GO): chorismate biosynthetic process; aromatic amino acid biosynthetic process
Cellular component (GO): cytoplasm
Molecular function (GO): 3-dehydroquinate synthase activity; 3-dehydroquinate dehydratase activity; shikimate kinase activity
Source: RefSeq, a predicted model, not a curated record
AUGACCGAACCCACGAAGAUUAGCAUUCUGGGUCGGGAGAGCAUCGUCUCGGAUUUCGGUCUUUGGCGUAACUACGUCGCUAAGGAUCUGGUCCGGGACUGCCCCUCGACCACCUACGUUCUUAUCACCGACACGAAUAUCGGUUCGAUCUAUACCCCCUCCUUCCAGAAGACCUUCGAAGAUGCCACCGCCCACCUCGCGUCGUCGCCUCGCCUACUGGUGUACCAUGCACCCCCGGGUGAGGUCUCCAAGUCCCGACAGACCAAAGCCGACAUUGAGGAUUGGAUGUUGAGCCAGAGCCCCCCGUGUGGUCGCGAUACGGUGGUGAUUGCGCUAGGCGGAGGAGUCAUCGGAGACCUGACUGGUUUCGUCGCCGCGACCUACAUGCGUGGAGUCCGGUAUGUUCAGGUUCCGACGACGCUUCUGGCCAUGGUAGACUCCUCCAUCGGAGGAAAGACCGCCAUUGACACUCCGUUGGGCAAGAACCUUAUCGGUGCCAUCUGGCAGCCCACCAAGAUCUACAUUGACCUGGAAUUCCUCGAGACCCUCCCCGUGCGGGAGUUCAUCAACGGUAUGGCGGAGGUCAUCAAGACCGCUGCCAUCUCGAGUGAAGAAGAAUUCGCUGCUCUGGAAGAGCAUGCCGACACCAUCCUGACGGCUGUUCGUCGUCAGGUGAACCCCGGUCAGCACCGGUUUGAGGGCAUUGAGGAUAUCCUCAAGGCCAGAAUCCUGGCCUCUGCCCGCCACAAGGCCUACGUUGUCUCCGCGGACGAGCGUGAGGGUGGCUUGCGAAACCUUCUCAACUGGGGUCACUCCAUCGGUCACGCCAUUGAGGCGAUCCUGACUCCUCAGAUCCUCCAUGGAGAAUGUGUCGCGAUCGGCAUGGUCAAAGAGGCCGAGCUCGCCCGCCAUCUCGGACUCCUCAAGGGCGUUGCUGUUUCCCGUAUUGUCAAGUGCAUUUCUGCUUACGGCCUGCCUACCUCCUUGAAGGAUUCGCGGAUCAGAAAGAUGACCGCCGGAAAGCACUGCCCCGUGGACCAGCUGCUGUUCAACAUGGCUCUCGACAAGAAGAACGACGGCCCCAAGAAGAAGAUCGUGCUCCUGUCGGCCAUCGGCCGCACCUACGAGCCAAGGGCCAGCGUCGUCCCCAACGAGGACAUCAGCGUGGUGCUUGCCCCCAGCAUCGAGGUUCAGCCCGGUGUCGCCGCCGAGUCGAACGUUACCUGCGCUCCCCCGGGAUCAAAGAGUAUCUCCAACCGAGCUCUGGUCCUGGCCGCUCUUGGGUCGGGUACCUGCCGCGUCAAGAACCUGUUGCAUUCGGAUGACACCGAGGUCAUGUUGAACGCCUUGGAGAAACUUGGCGCCGCCACCUUCUCCUGGGAAGAGGAGGGUGAAGUGCUCGUUGUGAACGGCAAGGGUGGAAACAUUCAAGCGCACCCUUCGCCUCUUUACCUUGGCAAUGCCGGCACUGCGUCGCGUUUCCUCACUACCGUCGCGACCCUCGCGACCCCAAGCACCGUGGACUCCAGCGUCCUUACCGGUAACAACCGUAUGAAGCAGCGGCCGAUCGGUGAUUUGGUUGAUGCUCUGACCACGAACGGUGCAUCCAUUGAAUACGUCGAGAAGAAGGGCAGUCUCCCUCUCAAUAUCACUGCCUCCGGCGGAUUUGCCGGUGGUCAAAUCAACCUCGCCGCCAAGGUGUCUUCGCAAUAUGUUUCCUCGCUGUUGAUGUGUGCUCCCUACGCCAAGGAGCCCGUUACUUUGAAGCUGGUGGGCGGAAAGCCCAUCUCGCAACCGUACAUUGACAUGACCACGGCGAUGAUGAGAUCCUUCGGCAUCGAUGUGAAGAAGUCCACUACGGAGGAACACACUUACCACAUCCCUCAGGGUCGCUAUGUCAACCCUGCUGAGUAUGUCGUCGAGAGCGACGCCAGCUCUGCAACCUACCCCUUAGCCAUUGCCGCUAUCACCGGCACCACUUGCACCGUCCCGAACAUUGGAUCGAAAUCCCUUCAGGGCGAUGCUCGCUUUGCUGUUGAUGUUCUGGGCCCCAUGGGAUGCUCCGUCAAGCAGACCGAUACCUCGACUACCGUCGUUGGUCCGGCGAACGGUCAACUGCGACCUCUCACCAAUGUGGACAUGGAGCCGAUGACCGAUGCGUUCCUGACUGCAUCCGUGCUUGCCGCUGUGGCCCGUGGCGAUGGUGACAACCACACCACUCGCAUCUACGGAAUUGCCAACCAGCGUGUGAAGGAGUGCAACCGAAUCAAGGCCAUGAAGGACGAGCUUGCCAAAUUCGGCGUUGUCUGCCGGGAGCACGAUGACGGCCUUGAGAUCGAUGGCAUUGACCGCAAGACUCUUCGCCAGCCAGCCGGUGGUAUCUACUGCUACGAUGACCACCGUGUCGCCUUCAGCUUCAGCGUUUUGUCGCUUGUGACCCCUCAGUCGACUCUGAUCUUGGAGAAGGAGUGUGUCGGCAAGACGUGGCCUGGCUGGUGGGAUACUCUCAGACAGAUGUUCUCCGUCCGUCUGGAGGGUAAAGAGCUGGCGGAGGACGAGUCUUCUGUCCUCACCCGUGCUGAGAAGAGCAGCGCCUCCGUGUUCCUCAUCGGCAUGCGGGGCGCUGGCAAGAGCACCACCGGACACUGGGUUGCGAAGACACUGAACCGGACUUUCGUCGACCUUGACACCGAACUCGAGCAAAAUGAGGGCAAGACUAUUCCCGACAUCAUCAAGGAGCGCGGCUGGCAAGGUUUCCGCGAUGCCGAGCUUAACCUCCUGCAGCGCACUGUGAAGGAGCGUUCAACCGGCUACGUCUUCGCUUGCGGCGGAGGCGUGGUUGAAAUGCCCGAAGCCAGAAAGCUGCUCGUUGAUUACCACAAGACCAAGGGAAAUGUUAUGCUCAUCAUGCGCGAUAUCAAGAAGGUCAUGGAUUUCCUUUCGAUCGACAAGACCCGCCCAGCCUAUGUUGAGGACAUGAUGGGUGUCUGGCUACGACGAAAGCCGUGGUUCCAGGAAUGCAGCAAUAUCCAAUACUACGGCCAGCAAGUGAGCUCGGGCGGUCUGGCUCGGGCAUUCGAGGAUUUCAGCCGAUUCGUAAAGGUCGUCACCGGACAGACGGACAACCUCAGCAUCAUCCGACGCAAGCCUCAGUCUUUCUUCGUUUCUUUGACGCUGCCUGACCUUCGGCAAGCCAGUGACAUCCUGGGAGAAGCGUGCGUGGGAUCUGAUGCGGUGGAACUACGAGUCGAUCUGUUGAAGGACCCCGCUUCGGACAGUGAAAUUCCCUCUGUGGACUACGUGGCAGAACAAAUGUCGUUCCUGCGCAGUCGCGUUUCGCUUCCUCUAAUCUUCACCAUCCGAACCAAGAGCCAAGGUGGCCGUUUCCCUGACGAUGCUCACGAGGCGGCGAUGGAUCUGUACCGACUUGCCGUGCGGUCUGGCAGCGAGUUCGUCGACCUGGAAAUCGCUUUCCCCGAUGACAUGCUCCGUGCUGUCACGGAGAUCAAGGGCCAUUCGAAGAUCAUUGCCUCCCACCACGACCCCAAGGGCGAGCUGUCGUGGGCCAACAUGUCCUGGAUGAAGUACUACAACCGGGCGCUUGAGUACGGCGAUGUGAUCAAGCUCGUGGGAAUUGCCAAGGAUCUGGAUGACAACGCGGCGCUCCGGAAGUUCAAGAACUGGGCCGAGGAGGCUCACGAUGUCCCAGUCAUCGCCAUCAACAUGGGCGAUAACGGACAGCUCAGCCGCAUCCUGAACGGCUUCAUGACCCCCGUGUCCCACCCCAGCCUUCCGUUCAAGGCUGCGCCGGGUCAGCUCUCUGCUAGCGAGAUCCGCCGGGGAUUGUCCCUGAUGGGUGAGAUCAAGCAGAAGAAGUUUACCAUCUUCGGCAGCCCCGUGUCAGCCUCGCGCUCGCCUGCCCUCCACAACACCCUCUUCGGACAGGCCGGUCUGCCCCACGAGUACAGCCGUUCGGAGACGACCAACGCCCAGGAUGCGAAGGAGUUCAUUCGCUCCCCCGAUUUCGGCGGUGCCUCGGUCACGAUUCCGCUGAAACUGGACAUCAUGCCCCUGUUGGAUGAGGUGGCCCAGGAAGCCGAGAUCAUCGGAGCGGUGAACACCAUUGUUCCCGUGAGUCAGGGCACCGAUGCCCCGGCGCGCUUGGUGGGUUACAAUACCGACUGGCAGGGAAUGAUCCUCUCCCUGCGCAACGCCGGUGUUUACGGAGCCAGCGGUGACGCCAGCGCUGUCGUCGUCGGCGGUGGUGGAACCGCCCGCGCGGCCAUCUUUGCCCUCCACAGCAUGGGAUACUCCCCCAUCUACGUCGUCGGACGGUCCGCCGGCAAGCUGGAGAGCAUGGUUUCGACCUUCCCCACGAGCUACAACAUCCGCAUUGUGGGACCCGAGGAGAAGAUCGAUUCGGUCCCCAGCGUGGCCAUCGGCACCAUCCCCGCCGAUCGUCCCAUUGAUCCCGCCAUGCGCGAGACGCUCUGCCACAUGUUCGAGCGCGCGCAGGAGGCCGAUGCGGAGAUCGUCAAGACCGGGGACAAGGCCCCGCGGGUACUUCUGGAGAUGGCCUACAAGCCGGCAGUAACCGCCUUGAUGCAGCUGGCCUCUGAUGCGGGAUGGCAAACCAUUCCCGGUCUGGAGGUCCUGGUCGGACAGGGAUGGUACCAGUUCAAACACUGGACUGGCAUUUCGCCCCUCUACGAAGAUGCCCGGGCGGCUGUCAUCGGCUCCGAGUAA